Alexandromys fortis (reed vole) is the source of this 1294-nucleotide messenger RNA. RefSeq names its product serpin family B member 12 (gene Serpinb12). Gene Ontology annotation, biological process: negative regulation of endopeptidase activity. Bases 1 to 1275 code for a protein of 424 amino acids. NCBI's taxonomy places the organism in Eukaryota, Metazoa, Chordata, Mammalia, Rodentia, Cricetidae. The record is from RefSeq and is a predicted model, not a curated record. Gene Ontology annotation, molecular function: serine-type endopeptidase inhibitor activity. The transcript has 7 exons.
AUGGACUCUCUUAUUGCAGCAAAUAGCAAAUUUUGCUUCGAUUUUUUCCAAAAGAUAAGCAAAGAUGAUAUUCAUAAAAACAUCUUUGUCUGUCCUCUGAGUCUCUCAGCUGCCUUUGGCAUGGUGCGCCUAGGAGCUCGAGGUGACAGUGCCCAUCAGAUUGAUGAGGUGUUGCACUUCAGUGAACUUUCCACGAGUGGGAGCCAGGAACCCAAUGAUCCCUGCUCAAAAAGCAGAGGAGAAGCAUUGUCUGACAGCUCUCUGGAAGGGCAGAAACAAGCACCAGCGUCUCAGGAGUGGCAGGAUGAAUCCACAGAUGAGAAUGUACUGCUUGGCUGCUACUUUGGGAAACUUCUCUCCAGAUUAGACAGAGCCAAAACAUAUUACACUCUGAGUAUGGCUAACAGACUCUACGGAGAGCAGGGAUUCCCAAUCUGCCCGGAGUACUUCGAUGGUGUAAUUAAAUUCUACCACACGACAGUUGAAAGUGUAGAUUUCCGGGGGGAUACUGAGAAGUCGAGACAAGAGAUAAACUUCUGGGUUGAAAGUCAAUGCCAAGGUAAAAUCAAGGAGCUGUUCAGCAAGGAGGCUAUUGAUGACUCGACUGUGCUGGUGCUAGUGAAUGCGGUUUACUUCAAGGCCAAGUGGGAGAAAGAAUUUGACUGUGAAAACACAGUUGAUGCACCUUUCUCUCUAAGUGAGAAUGAGAAGAAGACGGUAAAGAUGAUGAAUCAGAAGGGGAAGUUCAGAAUUGGCUUCAUUGAGGAACUGCAGGCACAGAUCCUGGAGAUGAAGUACACCAUGGGGAAACUCAGCAUGUUAGUCCUGCUUCCAUCUUGCUCAGAAGACAAUGUGAAGAGUCUGCAAGAGCUUGAAAACAAAAUAAGCCAUGAAAAAAUCAUGUCCUGGAGUAGCUCAGAAAAUAUGCCUGAAGAAUCAGUAGCCAUUUCUUUCCCCCAGUUCAUCAUGGAAGAUAGCUACGAUCUCAACUCUAUUCUACAAGACAUGGGCAUUAAGGACAUCUUCGAUGAAACGAAGGCUGACCUGAGUGGAAUCUCUAAGAGUCCCAAUCUGUAUUUGUCCAAAAUUAUCCACAAGAGCUUUGUGGAGGUGGACGAGAUGGGCACAGAGGCGGCUGCAGCCAGCGGGGCUGUCACUGCCGAGAAGGCCAUUCCAUCCUGGGUGGAGUUUAAUGCCAAUCACCCUUUUCUCUUUUUCAUUCGACACAAUCCAACCAACACAAUUCUUUUCUGUGGCAGGGUCUACUCUCCUUGAACCCUCUGGCAAUACACAG